CUGGACAGGCAGGCGUAUUUCUGGAAUAUCGCGAAUUGGGACGCGCUGGACAAGCGGGCGACCAGCGAUGUGUUUCGGUGCGGCGGGCACGCAUGGCGGAUCCUGCUCCGGCCGUUUGGCAGCUCGCACAAGGGCGUGUUGUCGUUCUUUCUGGAG
This is a messenger RNA of Linderina pennispora, 156 nucleotides long. RefSeq lists its product as uncharacterized. Gene Ontology annotation, molecular function: protein binding. The annotation marks the transcript as partial. The transcript has a single exon. The record is from RefSeq and is a predicted model, not a curated record. NCBI's taxonomy places the organism in Eukaryota, Fungi, Kickxellomycota, Kickxellomycetes, Kickxellales, Kickxellaceae.